AUGGCGUCGGAUUCGGGCCAUACAUUGUAUACGGCGGCGGACACACUUUCCAAGGCGCGUGGGCUCUCUGCGUCCAUCUCCUCGCUCUCGUCCCCUGCUCAUACCGGCCGCAACGCUGCGGCUGCGCACAUCUCCAAGACAUAUCGCCAGGCGUCGACGCUCUUCCUCACGCGUCGUUUGCCCGAAGCACUGUCAACAGUUCUGCCCUUGGUCACCCCGCCCGCGUCCGACGAUCCCAAUGGCCCGUUUGAGCCUGCGCCUGUUGCCAAAGCGUCCCGCUCAUCCAAGGUUAAAGUGUGGAGUCUCUACUUGACCGUCCUGAAUGCGAUCGUGGAGCUUGACUCGGACGAGGGGAAGGAAGCGUUUGGGACGCAGGAAUGGAGGGCCCUGUGCCACAAGGUCCGUGAGGGGGAGGUUUGGGAGGAAGUGGUGCGCAACGGAUACCAUGGCGUUGAAGGGGACGUUGACGCAGAAGUGGUCAUCAACCUAGCUACCAUUCUCCUGGCCCACGCGAAGAAUCAGAUCCUCAAUCAAAAACGUCUUGAAAAUUACCUGGCCGCGGCCCGCAGCCCGAACCUGGACCUCUCCGACCGCUUCUCCGAAUCCACUCCGCGCCGCUACAGCUCCCCAGCAGCCGGCAAACAGCGCCCCCGUGGCGGGCCCAGCGGUGCCGACACACCCCGCGAUCUCAACGCGCGCGUCAAAAUCCUCGAGCUCUACACCCUCCACGUCCUGCCACGGAACAGCGAGUGGGACUACGCGCGCGAGUUCAUCAGCGUGAGCCCGGUCCUUGACGAGGAGCGCCGCGAGGCUUUUCUCCAAGCCCUGGACAGUCUGCGGGAGGAGCAGCUUGCAGCAGAGCGCCACGAAGAGGAGGAGCGGCUCAAGCGGGAAGAGGCGAUACGUCGAGACAUCGAGGAGGCCAGGCGGCUGCGGGCUGAGAACGAAGCAAGAGAGAAAAGAAGGCUGGAGGAGGAGCGGUUGAAGAGGGAGAGGGAGGCGGCGGAGAGCAGCGCCGCUAAGGCGACCGAAGGGGAUUUUGGGCUUGAUGAACGAGCGGCCACACCGCCGACGACGAGGAGCAAACCUAAACCGCCUGGCAGCCAGUCGAGCGCAGGCAGUAGUAGUAUGUCACGGCCGAGAGGGCCGGCGCCUGGAAGGGGAGCCAGAGGCAGCGGGAAUGCCGUUGCUGCACCGACGCCGACGCUGCUGUCAAGAGCAGCGGUGGUCUUGGACAACCUCCGGUUGCUUGUCGACGAGGUCGCUGGAGCCUUCAAGACUAACCCAUACGUGCUGCUGCGGAUGUUGGCGUUUGUCAUUGGGCUGCUCAUGUUGCUGAGCCGGAAAAGAUUCCGUGAGAGGAUCGCCCGGGUCUUGGGGUUGAGCUGGGGCAAGAUAAAAGCCACGGCUGGUAUGGGCACCAAGGUUGAUGAUCUUGGGACACCCAUCCCGGUCCUUCUCGAGGCGUGUGCACUCAAAGCAGUAGAAGGCGUCCGAGAUGCCCUCGCCACCGCAGACCACGCACUUGUUCUGGUAGUUGCCGAAGCUGCACUCGUCACAUAUCCGGACGAGCGUCGUCGGCCGCACGUACGAGUCGCAUACGGGGCACUUGCCGUCGCACUUGUCGCAGAGCCGCCCGAUGGCAAUGCCAGAUUGUUUGCGGCACAUCACAAGGAACCGGAAGAUCAUGUUACAAACAAGCGCAAAGCCUCGCCAGAGAGCAAUUCGGAGGAUGGCGCGGGCAAGCGCGUCAGGCUGGGAGACGGGGACGAGAAUGCGCCUCGACUGAACACUGUUGACAGCGAGUUGAAGGAGGGCCAAACGAAGGAUGUACCGCUUGUUGAAGAGGAGCAAGCCGGACCGGGUUCCACCAUGUCACCUACAAGAGCAGAUCCGAGAGAGCCCGAGCCCGAGCCCCCGCGCUCACCAGAAGCACGAAGGCCAUCAGCUCCAAGCGGUCCUCCCAUACGCCGAAACGUCAGUUUAGAGGAGAAGAAGCGGGGUCAACGAUUGUUUGGCAGCCUGGUCAGCACGAUUAGUCGGACCACGUCAAGGCCUCAGCAACAGAAGAGGCUGGAGAUCGAGCGGCGACAGCAGGAGAAGGCGCAGCAACGGCGGGCCGAGGACGAGAAACGCAGAGCCGAAAGGCUGGAGCAGUUGAAGAAGACCCGGCAAAUCGAGCAAAUCAAACUCGACGAGCAGGUGAUGGAAACCCGGCACUCGACAAUGUUGGCUAUGGCGCAAAGUCUGCAGACCAAAAGCGAGCCGAAGCUCUACUACGUGCCCUGGCAGCUCAGUAGAGAGCAAGAGGACAUCGUCAAUGACCAGAUCCGUGCUACACGGGACAUUAUCGAGAAGGAAGUGCGUGAGUUCAAGACGCGCAAGGAGCAGCGAUUCAAGGCGCUGGGCGUUUCUCCUCCCCCUAGGUCCCCCUCUCCUCCCCCUCCACGGCAGGAGGAGCAGUUGCCAGAACCCGAGCCAGAUGCGAAGCCGCGGUCAAAAGAAGCCACGAUUGGUGAGCCCGAACUUCCACCGCAAGAUACUAACGCAGAUACUGUGGCCGCAACACCUUCAAAGGCGCGGACGGACCAUGAGAAGGAGCAUGAUGAGAACGGGGACGAGAUGAUGCAGGACGAGGAGGACAUAAUCCGACUCCCCAGGGCACUCGAGCAUUCUCUCCCACCGACCACACUCUUCCCAACAUUAGCUUUCUCUGGCCCAUCGAGUCUUCAAGGGGGGAAAAACAAGCCAACACCAAACCAGUUCUUCUCCCUUGCAUCAACCAUGGCAUCCUCCGAAGUGGACAAGCUCACACCGACCGACCCUCGUGUGCAGCACCACACCUACACCAUCCCCGCCUCCAAGAGGACAUACCACUACCUGCUCGCCGAACCGUCCACUGGCGCCCCGGCGGCCGCAACGGUCCUCCUGGUCCACGGUUUCCCGGACCUUGCCUUCGGCUGGCGCUACCAGGUGCCGCACCUGCUGUCGCUCAACCUGCGCGUCAUCGUGCCCGACAUGGUCGGCUACGGCCGCACCGACGCGCCGCAGGAGCUCGCGGCCUACUCGUUCAAGAGCGCGGUCGACGACCUCGUCGCCCUCGUCAGCCACGUCCAGGGCAAGGGCGCCGACGAGCAGCCCGAGAAGUUCGUGCUGGGCGGCCACGACUGGGGCGGCGUGGUGGUGUGGCGCUUCGCGCUCUGGUACCCGGAGCUGCUCCGCUGCGUCUUCAGCGUGUGCACGCCCUUCUUCCCCGUCGGCGAUGUCUAUGUCCCCACGGCGGAGAUGGUGAAGCGCAUGCCCAGCUUCGGGUACCAGCUGCAGUGGGAGGGCACCGAGGUCGACAAGGCUGUCGUGGGCAGGGAGAAGCUCAGGGGCUUUUUCAACAUGCUGUGGGGCGCGCCACGGAAGGAUGGGGAGCGCAUCUUUGACGCCGCGCACGGAUUGUACCUCGACAAGUUCGAGGCGGAUCAGAUAGGGGAGAGUCCCCUGGUGAGCAAGGAGGAGCUGGACCAUUAUCUGGACGAGUACGCAGACCACGGGCUCCAGGGAGGGUUGCGCUGGUAUAAGACGAGGAAAAUCAACUUCGAGGAGGAGCGGGUGCUGCUGGAAAAGGGGAAGACCACGGUCACGCUGCCUUCGCUGAUGGUGGUGGCCUUGAGGGAUAUAGCGCUGCUGCCGUCGUAUGCAGUUGGGAUGGAGAAGUACGUUCCGAACCUCGUGAAGAAGGAGGUGGAUUCCAGUCACUGGGCGCUUUGGGAGAAGCCAGCCGAGGUGAACCAGUAUAUUGAGGAGUUCCUGAAGGGCGUCCUGAAGGGACAGCCCCUGAAAGCUUCCAUCUGA
This is a messenger RNA of Chaetomium strumarium, 3843 nucleotides long. RefSeq lists its product as uncharacterized. The transcript is spliced from 8 exons. NCBI's taxonomy places the organism in Eukaryota, Fungi, Ascomycota, Sordariomycetes, Sordariales, Chaetomiaceae. The coding region runs from base 1 to 3843 and encodes 1280 amino acids. Gene Ontology annotation, molecular function: hydrolase activity. The record is from RefSeq and is a predicted model, not a curated record.